CUCCAGGCUCCGAGCUGUCAGCACAGAGCCUGACACAGGGCUUGAACUUGUGAAUUAUGAGAUCAUGACCCCAGCUGAAGUCAGACGCCCAACUGCCUGAGCCCCCCAGGCGCCCGUUGGUAUUUCUGUUCUUUACCAAAAGAACUUACAGAUAAGCAGAGGCUUAUUGAGGAUUCAGCCACCUUCCCUGGACUCCUCUUGCACUUAGAAUGCUGGCAUUUCUUUGAGCUUUUUAUAACUACCUAGAACUUUCCGUGCACCAGGCAUGGUGAGAAGCGCUCUCCCGCCGUGAUGCGGGUGCCACUAUUAACCCCACUGGGCAGGGAAGAAAGCCAGGGCUCAGGAAUUAAGUAACCUGCCUAAGAGUCCCGGCUGAGAGUUUGUGUCCAAAUGUGACCUCAGGUCUGCGCUCUGGCCCCUCUUCCCAGGCGGCGCCUCCUUCUCCUCGCCUCAUUCUGUUGCUGUUCUGCCAUGAACUAGCUGUGUGGCCUUGGGAACUGACCCUUGUCUGUUGGGAUGAUGAUCUUUAAGGUCCUUCCUGCUCAGCCCAUGGAGUCAUGAUGGAGCGUCACUGUUCUGGGUGUGGGGACACAGCAGAGAACAGGAGAAACAAGGAUUCUUGCCCUCUGGAGGCUACAGGCUCGUGGUGGGGAGGCAGGCACGAGACCAACAAGGAACCGGAAUGUUUCACAUAUUCAGAAGCAGUGCGUCCAACAGAGAAAAAUGAAGCAGGGAAAAGAGGAGGGAGGGAUAACCAGAGUGGGGAGUCCGUGAUUUUAAAUAGAGUGGCCCAGAAAGACCUCUCCGGGAAGAUGGCCCUUGAGCGCAGUCCUAAAGGAAGUGAAGGAAAGAGCAUUUCAGGCAGACGUAACCGCACGUGCAAAGGUCCUGGGGCUGGAGUGUGCCUGGAGCUUUCAAAGGCUUUCGAGCAGGCCCCUGUGUGUGGAGCAGGUAAAUGGGUAUGAUAUCAGCAAGUACAAGAUACGCAGGGCACUGUGGGUCACGGUGAGGAUGUGAGGACAGAAGGAAAUGAUCCUGCCCUGGCACAUCCCCGAACGAACAGCCAUCUUAAGAAUUGGCCAGAAGCUGGGGUGGGGGGUGUUGUCGGGGCAGCAGACGGAGGAGAGGUCGUUGUAGAGCUCGGGGCAUGGUGGUUCAAGCGGUGAGAAGUGAGCCAAGACCUUUGUCUAACCCUAAAUAGUAGUUAUCAAAUGCUGAUUUUAGGGGGGUGCAUUGGGAUGCCUAAGACCAUGAGAACCAGAGAAAAAUCCAGGACUUAUCCUAAGGGAUUGUCGAUGCGCUGGACUGACUGCUCACAGAAGAUUCCCAGCACCCCAAGACCCCAAGAUUCUCCAUCACCCUCUCAGUCACUGCCUUCUGUGGAUUCUGGGGUUCUUACAAAAGCAAGCGUCCUCCCUGCCGUGAGAUCUGCAGAGACCCAGGGCAAGGCGCAGGCUCUGUGGGCAGGGCCGAGACAGACGGAAGGACCUGUCAGACCUGCUCGUCGGCUGUUCAGCCCGUCGUGGGUCAGCCUGCCUUUGCUUCUCCCGGACAAGGAAGGCAAGGACAUGGAGUCUGUGCCCGAGAGAGCAGGAGAAAGGAGGGGAAGGAAGGUUUCUACACCCAGCUGCCUGCUGCUGGCGGUCACCGGAUGGUCUGAGCUCUCGCUGACUCACGUUCUCCUGUUCUGGAGUCCUGUGCGUGCACUGUGCGUGUGAGCGAGUGUGAGCACGUCUGCGCGCGCGUUUCGCAGAGUUGAAAAGGUCUAGAGGGAUCUCCGGGGUAACUUUUCCUCACCGUUGGGACUAAGGCCUAUUUAAACUGGAACCGAGGGGCGCCUGGGGGGCUCAGUGGGUUGAGCGUCCAACUCUCGGUUCCGCCUCGGGUCAUGAUCUCGCGGCUCAGUCCACACUCAGCCCGGAGCCUGCUUGGGAUUCUCUCUCCCCCUCUCUCUCUCUCUUCUAACCCGCUCUCUCUCCCUCUCAAAGUAAAUAAGUGAACUUAAAAAAAAUAGAAUACAUCAGAAGCGAGUUGCAAAGACACUCCUACGUGUUUUCUUGCCACUCGGGGUUUCAUCGUUGGCUGCUUCGCCGCACAAAGGAUGGGCUGCGAUGGCUGCCACCCAGCUACACCCCCUUACCUGGCCCCGGUGUCCCCAGGGUCCCCAGGGUCCCAGGAGAGGGCGGCGGUUGGUUGGGGUGUGGAGAGUCCUGGGGAGACCUCUGUCUUCAUCUGCCCUGAUGCUCUGUGUUCCCUCCGAUGGGGCAGGGUCUGUGGACAGUUGAGUCCUAGCAGACCCUGUGUGGGAGUCCCACGAAGUCUGGGGCCAGGCCCGAAACCGAAUGGACCAGGUGCUCACCGCGCGGCCGGGAAUGCAGCCUGGGGUCCAGGUUUCUGCCUCCAAUCGGUGCAGGGUGUGUGCGCCCCCAGGAAGGUCCGCCCACCUCUGUGGAGCUUCCUCUAGUGGAAGUCGGGGGGAAUUUGGGGUGCCUUCGCCUUGAAGUCGGGGGGAAUUUGGGGUGCCUUUGCCUUGCAGACUCCACCCGAGUUUUCUUCUCUCCAGACGAGCAAUUAGCGGGGAGAGAGUCCUUGAGACCCUUCCCUGGUCCUGUCCCGGGGUCCCGUGCCCCUCCGCCCCACGCCACACCUCUCCAUCAGUCUCAGGGCUCGGCGGCCAAAGCUCCCCUCAGUUUGCGGCUGCUUUAUAUAAAUAUAUAAAAUUCUGGCUCCCUUUGCGAGGAGCUGGGGCAGAGGGGUCCCCUGGGCCUGCUUCAGGCAGCACCUUUACCACUCGCACGGAUUUUGUAUGUUGAAUCUGACCCAGACUCUGAGCUGGACGUGUGGGAGUCAGCUGCGCUCAUGAGGUGUCAUCGAUGUUAUGGAACAGGCGCUCCUGGGGGCGCAGGACAGCUGAGGAGGACUCGGAUGCUGGGCCGAGCAAGCAUCAGGACAGAAAGGAGGGGGCGUCAGGGAACAUCCCAGGGCAGAGGACGAAGCUCGGCUGAGGGCGUGUGCAGGCCUGGCGUGGCCCAGAAGACGGAAGGAGGAACGGGGGGCUGGUGUCCCAUAUGUCGAGGGUGGCAGGCAUUGGCCUCGGGGAGGCGGGGGCAGGGCGAUCCCCUGGGUUCCUCCUCACCACCCACCCUCCCCUGCAUCCGGGCAGGGCGUGGGGUCGGAGGGAAGCAGGGUGUGGUUGCUGACAGCUCUGUGGUCUUUUUAUUUGAAAAAAAAAAAAAAAAAAAGACGUUAUUAAAAUGUAAUUCAUAUACUGGACAACUCAGCCAUUUAAGGGGUGCAAUUUAUGGCUUUUAGCGUAUUCAUCGACACGAGCCACCAACACCACAGUCCCAGAGGGGCCCAGGCGCUGUGGGUGCCCAGGGCACCUGGCAAGCGCCCUUGACAUUCUAGGGCUCGCGACCCUGCUUCCUUCGAGGACCCUGCUUCCCGGCCCCGGGGAAGUGUCUGUAGUCACUGAGAAACCACGGAAGUCAGAGAGCUGUCAAAUUAUUUCCUGGAUCAGAAUUUGCCUGCUGUUUUCCUCCCUUGCCUUAGUCUUUGGCGCCUGAACUUUGAGUUUUGGAGCAAGUCACGUGGCUCAAGAGCAGGCAGGCCAAAUUGGCGCUGGCCUGGCGGGCUACUGCGCCCAGCCCCGUCCCGCCCCGCAGCCCGCAGAGAAGGGAGCCGGCGGCCGGCACCGCACCCGGCCACGGAGGGGACACCGGAUCCCAGCGCACCGUGAGGACCGCCCGUGGGAAGGAGCCGGAGGGCCCCUUGACCUCUUCAAGAGGCAUUCGAGCCCCGCCGGCCCAGCUGGCCAUUCCAAGGAAAAGGGCCAAAUCGCAGGAAUUCAGGGGUCUGAGAGGACGUCACCACGGCGCUGAGUGCAACGGAGGACAGAUGGAAAUGACCUGCGUUCCCUAGCUUGCGGUCAUGGCGACCCUUCACCGCACAGACUCGACGCUCACGGCCCUGGAUGAGGAGACGCUGUGGGACAUGAUGGAGAGCCACCGCCACAAGAUCGUGAGCAGCAUCUGCCCCAGCCGCCUCACGCCCUACCUGCGCCAGGCGAAGGUGCUGGACCAGCUGGACGAGGAGGAGGUGCUCCACAGCCCCAGGUUCACCAACACGGUCAUGAGAGUCGGGCACUUGCUGGAUUUGCUGAGGACUCGAGGGAAGAAUGGAGCCAUUGCCUUCCUGGAGAGCCUCAAGUUCCACAACCCUGACGUGUACACCCUGGUCACCGGGCUGCAGCCCAAAGGGGACUUCAGCAACUUCAGUGGGCUCAUGGACACGUCCAAGCUGACCGAGUGCCUGGCCGGGGCCAUCAGCAGCCUGCAGGAGGAGCUGGGCCAGGAGAAGGGGCACAAGGAGGCCCUGCGGCGGCGCUGUCGGCAGCUGCAGGAGCGCCUGGGCCGGGCGGAGGCCCACGUGCGGAGCCUGGGCCAGCUGGAGACCGACCAUGACCGUGUGAAGCGCGAGGUGCUGAAGCUGAAGGACGAGAUGCUCAGCCUGUCAUUGCACCACAGCAACGCGCUGCAGGAGAAGGAGCUGGCGGUCACCCGGUGCCGCGGCCUGCAGGAGGAGCUGUACCUGCUGAAGCAAGAGCUAGAACGCGAGAAGAUGUCUUCUUCCCACGAGCGGGACUGUCGAGAGCGUUCCCCGCAGAUGGCCGACGGCCUGGGGCCCGGGGACAAGGAGCUGACCCGCCUGAAGGAGGAGAACGAGAAGCUCCGGUCGCUGACGUUCAGCCUGGCGGAGAAGGACAUCCUGGAACAGAACCUGGACGAGGCCCUGGAGGGCACACAGACGCUGGUGGAGCGUAUCCACUCCCUGAGGCAGCGGGCCGUGGCCGCCGAGAGGCAGCGGAAGCAGUACUGGGAGGAGAAGGAGCAGACCUUGCUGCAGUUCCAGAGGACUAAGGUCGACUGUGACAUCUACAAGGAGAAGAUCGGCGCCCUACAGGGCCAGUUGCUGGAGCUGCAGCGAGAGCGAGACCAGGCCUACUCAGCGAGAGACGCGGCCCGGAUGGAGAUUUCUCAGAGCCUGACAGAGAAGGACGCCCUCCGCAGGAAAGUGUUUGAACUGACAGACCAGGUCUGGGAGCUGCGCCAUCAGCUUCACCGGCCGCAGGCCGAGUCCCUGCGAGGGCCUGAGCAGGAAGCCGGAGCCCGGGAGCCGUGUCCAAAGGGGAAGCAGCGGCUCGUGCGCAUGUUGGCCAUCUGUCCACGGGAUGACAGUGACCGCAGCUUCGCCGAGUCUCAGCUCUGCUCUGACCUGAGCGCCACAUCCAGCCGUGAGCUGGUGGACAGCUUCCGGUCCAGCAGCCCCAUGCCUCCCAGUCAGCAGUCCCUGUGCAAGCGGGCCACAGAGGACUUCUGGGACGACCCCUGGUCUUUCAGCAGCUUCCCAGAAACCCUGCAGGUGGACCGGGGACCCUCCCCGGGGGCUAAGACAGGUGCUGCAGACCUGGAUUAUGAGAUUGUAGACCCGGCAGAACUUGCCGACUGUGACAGCCUGCAGCCAUCCUCCGGGGGCCUCUCCAUCUCAGCCAGCAGCGUCCCGGUGCGGAGGAGGCCGGCCCGCAAGAUCCUGAACCAGGUCACCGUGCUGGCCUUCCAGGGGGACAAGCUGCUGGAGCAGAUAAGUGUCAUUGGCGGCAACCUCACGGGCAUCUUCAUUCACCGGGUCACCCCAGGCUCCGCGGCGGACGAGAUGGCCUUGCGCCCGGGCACCCAGAUCAUGACGGUGGAUUACGAGGCAACGGAGCCCUCGUUCAAGGCCACCCUGGAGGACACAACUCUGGAGCAGGCCGUCGGACUUCUCCGGAGGGUGAAUGGCUUCUGCUGCCUGUCUGUGAAGGUCAACGUGGAGGGUUAUAAGAAGUUGGUCCAGGACCUGGAGACCAAAGUGGCUACCUCGGGGGACUCCUUCUACAUCCGGGUCAACCUGGCCCUGGAGGCGAGGGCGGUCGGGGAGCUGCAGGUGCAAUGCAACGACAUCCUGCAUGUCACCGACACCAUGUUCCGGGGCCGCGGCUGCUGGCACGCCCACCGCGUGGGCCCCUAUAGCACGAAGGGCACCGAGAGGGGCAGCAUCCCCAACUAUGCACGGGCUCAGCGGCUGCUCAUUGCUCUGAUCCAGCGGAGCACCAUCGCCCGCAAGCAGUCUUCCGGGGAACCCCAGAAGCUGGUCCGCAUCGUCAGCGUGGACAGAACCAAGGCCAGCCCUGUGUGCUCAUCCUCUGAGGGGGCCCUGUCGGAGCGCAGCAGGCCGGAAGAGCCCUCCACCACGUGCUUCUGGGCCGAGACCUGCUUCACCCUGGUGCCCUACAGCCUGGUGCGUCCCCACAGGCCCAGCCGGCCCCGGCCCGUGCUCUUCGUGCCCAGGGUGGUCGGCAGGAUCCUGAGCGAGAAGCUGUGUCUCCUCCAGGGGUUUAAGAAGUGCCCAGCAGAGUACUUGAGCCAGGAGGAAUACGAUGCCUCCAGCCAGAGGGGGGACAUCAUCCAGGAGAAGGAGGCACCCGGUGGCCGCUACUGGGUGACCCGCAGGGCCAUUGAGUCCCUCAUGGAGAAGAACACCCACGCCCUCCUGGACGUCCGGCUGGACGGCGUCCGUGCCCUCCACAGGUCGGAGAUCUUCCCCAUCAUCGUCCACAUCUCCGUCAACGAGAAGGCGGCCAAGAAACUCAAGAAGGCCCUGCAGCGGCUCAACACCUCGGAGCGGCAGCUCCUGGAGGCGGGCAGGCAGGAGGAGGGCGAGCUGGACGAAGUGCCCUGUCUGUACAGCAGCCUGGCCCCCGAUGGCUGGAGUGACCUGGAAACCCUGCUCGGCUGUGUCCGCUUGGCCAUCGCGGACGAGCAGAAGAAGGUUGUGUGGACAGAGAAGAGCCCCCGCUGACGCCCCCGGAGUCCCCUGCAGAAAUUGUGGGGACCUCUGAGUCCCCACAGGAGUCCCUGACAACGUGGCCCUGUGCGUUGAGCUCAGGGCCUCUCAGGCACAGCCCUGGGGGUGCUCACCAAACAAGCCCAGCUCUCCGGGCUCCCCUCUCUCACCAGGGUCUGGCCUUGAACUACAUGCAGGGGACAGUGGGCAUUCGGACCAUCUCCUCCUCCUCCAAGGCUCCGCGUGGUCUGGAACCAGACGCCCCGAGAACAUUUCCGCAGUGGGGGCGUCUCCCGAGCCUUCCCAGAGCCGGAGGCCCCAGAUGUCCAGAAAACCACCUGUCGGACCCGAAUCACUGUACUUCCCUUUGCAACUCAAUGUGCCAAAGGGCUUGUUCCAAAGCCACGGUGGCCGCAAGCUGGUGGCCCUGAUGACCCCCACGGUCACUCCCAUCCCUGCCCAGAGCAGAGACACAACCCCUCUUGUAACGUCAUCCUGACUUUCUCAGCUCCCGAUGGCAGACAGGUGCCUCAGUAACUCCAAUUUAGAGAGAUGUGUGUAUGUGCUGGGAAGCCUAGUUUCCCAGUGAUGGAAACAGUAUUUUCAGCGGUGCCUGGCGGUUUCGGGGGACCCGUGGGGGGUCCUCGAGAAGCCUUCCACAGACACAUUGCACGAACGCCAUCUGGGCUCCCCCUGAGCCUGGGAACUGCCCCCCUCUAACUGGGUACCUCCCCCCCACCAGCUCCUUCUCCAGAGUAAAGCACCUUUACUCCACCUCCAGAGCUCAGGAGACAUUUGGGCGUGGCUUGGGCAGGGACCUCUGGGGUCCCCUCACCACCCGGCCUUGCCGCCCGCGGUCACAGACUGAAUGGAGUUCUGGCAGCAGCGGCCCUGAGUCUGAGUGCCUCGGGCGGUUGCUCUAGAACUCAGACCGCCAUUAUCGCGAACGAGGUCAGAAAAUGAACUUCUAUGUAUUUUACUGAAAUAAAGCUUUUCCGGUGCCCUGGA
This is a messenger RNA of Felis catus (domestic cat), 7890 nucleotides long. It is a transcript of the gene CARD14, whose product is annotated as caspase recruitment domain family member 14. Gene Ontology annotation, molecular function: protein binding. The coding region runs from base 3931 to 6897 and encodes 988 amino acids. The transcript is spliced from 24 exons. The record is from RefSeq and is a predicted model, not a curated record. Gene Ontology annotation, biological process: regulation of apoptotic process. Lineage: Eukaryota; Metazoa; Chordata; Mammalia; Carnivora; Felidae.